This is a messenger RNA of Nymphaea colorata (pocket water lily), 810 nucleotides long. RefSeq lists its product as uncharacterized. The coding region runs from base 147 to 545 and encodes 132 amino acids. Lineage: Eukaryota; Viridiplantae; Streptophyta; Magnoliopsida; Nymphaeales; Nymphaeaceae. The transcript has a single exon. The record is from RefSeq and is a predicted model, not a curated record.
ACAGUGACAAGCUGUCUACGCCUUUCAUCUCCCAACCAUCUCCCGAAAUCGCUCCUCACUCUUUAUUUCUUCUUCUUCUUCUUCUUCUUCUCACUCCCCACAACCCACAUUUCUGUGUCUGUGGCUCCGAGCUCUAUCCUGCAACAAUGGCAAGCAGGGCCAUGGGGCAGUUCUCCUACCACAGGCUCACGCCCGAGGGCGAAGAUCUGCUGGAUGUUUCCGAGUUUCCAUGGCGGUCGGCUUCCCGAAGCUGGACGAGAUCAUCGGGGAGGUUUCAGUUCAGGAGGCGGAGGUCCAGGCUGAGAGUCCCCAGCUUGGGGAGGUUCUUUAAGAGGAGGAGAAGCUUUCUGUCUGCCUUCAGGGCGUCCUGCAGGAAGGUGGUGAAGAGGUUGGUGGAGGGCAGAGCCCAUUUUGGGGAGCUGUUUGCUGGGAACUAUAUGUUCAUGCAGGUGACGGCUGGGGCUCCUUCCAUGGGGUACUGCUUGGACAAGCAAUUCAUGGCCCAGCAGUACUCCAAGUAUCUGCCUUCUAAGGUUGCUGCUUGAAGUUUCUGGGUUUCUUUGUUCAGCGACCGCUUCAUUUUCUUUGAUCUUUCUUCUCUGGUUUCCCUUGGGCUUCUUGGGAGUUCGUUUCUGCUACUGUCAUGGCCGCCGUAGGGCACAAAUCUCAUCGUUUUCCGAGUACAGAAACCCUUUUUCUUUUUUAUUUGUUGAGUUCCACAUUUUCUUUUCUUUUUCUUUCUCUUCUCUGGCUUGUAAAGAACAUGAAUACCAAAAAAACUUCCGCGGAAAGUGAUUUUCUUUGUGUUAA